AUGAGCAUGGUCGCCGACUCCAACUCUCCCAGCGACCGCGACUCCCCCAACGCACCCUCCUCGGCGACCAGUACCCAGGGCCAAGCACCCGUCGUUGCUGUUCCUGCUGCAUGUCUCGCAUGUAGAGGCAAGCACCUCAAGUGUGAUGGCCAGAACCCUUGCUCGCGAUGCCAGAGCUCGCAGUCGGAAUGCGUCUAUGUCGCCUCCCGUCGAGGCUACAAGGGCCCGAGGAGGAACACUGCCGCCAAUCCCAAUAAGAGGGCGCGAUCUUCGUCCCCCACAUCUACCGUCGCUGGUGCUGUCGGCGACAGCUGCCCGAUGCUUCUUGGCGCCAAUGGCACCUCGGCCGCGAUGCAGAACACAAUGGCUCCGUUCAACCCCGGCGUCGUCCUCCCGGACACCCCGAGCACGGCCUUUGGCGCAACGCCGAACCUGACGAAUCUGCAACUAUACCGAUCCUUCGGUGCCGCGAUUGGCUUCAAUUCGAACCAGUUAGCACUGAAUCAGCAGCAAAAUGGAGUCCCUGCUCAAGUGCCCGUGCCGACCCUCGCAGAACGGUGUCUAGACUCGUUCUACCACCAUUUCCAUGCCUCCCACCCAUUCGCCCUCCCUAAAGAAUGGCUUCUUCGUAUAAUGCGCGAUACAAACGUGGAGCCUCUUUUGGCCGCCAUUCGGUGGGUUGGCUCACUCUUUCUUGAAAUCGGGCCCGCCCGCGCCGGCUUUUUGGAUGAAGCACUCCGGCUUGUGCAGGAUCCCACAACGACCAGGGACGGUUUCUUCGUGCAGGCUCUGAUUCUCUUGAUUGUCGCACUGGAUGGAAGUUGCCAACAAGAAAAAGCCCGGACUCUGCUGGGGGAAGCUGAGCGUAUUGCCAUUGAGCAGGGAAUGAACACCAGAGAAUAUGCCACACAAUAUGGCCGAGGCAUCCCGAUUCUGGAGGAGAGCUGGCGGAGGACAUGGUGGGAUUUGUUUGUGGUGGAUGGCAUGGUAGCUGGAGUCCAUCGCCAAACGAACUUCCUCCUCUUUGACGUCCCAGCUGAUGCUGCUUUGCCGUGCGAAGAGCACCAAUUCAUGUCAGGGAACAUCCCCCCUUCAAUGACUCUUGCGGAACUGGAGGACCAGGACUUCUCAGGAGAGGAGCGAGAAUUUUCUUCCUUCUCCUACCGCGUUCUCGCUGGGCGAAACUUGGGCAAGUUCAUGCGGGUUCCGCCCAUCUUCGGCCCAGAGGACGAGAAUUUGGCGCGUAUCGAGGCACUCCUCACAAACUGGCGACUCCAUCUGCCUUCGUCUAAAAAGGACGCGUUGAACCAGAAGCUUCAGUCUGACGAGAUGAUUUUCCAGGCAAACAUGAUGACCCAUGCGACAUCCAUCAUGCUGCAUCAACCGCACUCACAGCUCGAUUCGUCGCCUGCGCGAUCUGUCACGUCCUGUGCCCCGCAUAGGCCGGUGCCAUCCGGGGACUUGUUCAACUCCCACACCAACCACACCAUCACCUCGGCUGGCGAAAUCAGCAAAAUGAUCACGCACCGGGUGCCUCUGCUUUCACACACUCACUUCUUCACCUGCGUCGUCACGCUUUCAUCCAUCGUGCACCUGAGCAAGUGGGCAUUGUUCUUCAUUCCACACGACGAUGACGAAUUGCGACAACAGAUCCGCUUAAACAUUGGGGCUCUGAACAAGCUCUCGGCGGUCUGGAAGGCGGCAGGAAACGCCUCGGGGCAGGUCAAGGGGGUCGCGCAGGAGAUCUAUCGCACAAAGAAGGCGUCGCAGAUCAACCCAUCUUACUGGCAGGGCUUCACGCAGGAGGAGGUGAUGAACAGCAUCGCUGCGGAUGAGACCAUCAUGCACGACAUUGAGACCGGGCUUGGGUCCAUCCCGAUGCCUAACCUCGACAGCCUUGAGCCUUGA
Messenger RNA from Colletotrichum siamense, 1908 nucleotides. RefSeq names its product Conidial development protein fluffy (gene fl). Gene Ontology annotation, molecular function: DNA-binding transcription factor activity, RNA polymerase II-specific; DNA binding; zinc ion binding. The transcript has 4 exons. The coding region runs from base 1 to 1908 and encodes 635 amino acids. The record is from RefSeq and is a predicted model, not a curated record. Lineage: Eukaryota; Fungi; Ascomycota; Sordariomycetes; Glomerellales; Glomerellaceae. Gene Ontology annotation, biological process: DNA-templated transcription; regulation of DNA-templated transcription.